CGGGAAGGAAAUCUGCCUGCAAUCAGCUGUAACUUGUCUGUGCUCGCCAGUCAGUCAAGGCAGACCCGUUAUUACUGUAUUAUAUAAGUGAAAUGUAUUGGCCAUUGUAUGCUUGCUAUUUCCUAAUUAUCAAGCAGCUGCUGUAGUUUAAGGUAGUCGUAGCCAAUAAUGCUGUGGCUAAAAGGAGAUCAUUUUGUUGUUUGGGGCUAAUGUAUUGUAAUGUCGUGUGUAAUGGUGAUAACACUCUUGACUUGGUGACGGUGCAUUUCAUUGUCCGACUCAUCAGUCUUCACGUAUUGCGAGGUUAGGCUGACACACGCAGGGCAGAGGAGCUGACGCUGAGGCACCAUGACUGAGAAAAAGGAUCUCCAGGACUGUGUUGAGGAGCUGAGGUGGGAGCGAGCUCAGUGCUCCUUUGAUGUGGAGGAGCUGACCAAUAUUUUUGAUGGCGGAAAGGAGGUGACAGCUCGACGCCGUAAGAUUGAGCACUUGAUAUGUAGUGAUCCGGCUUUUAAGGACGAGGUUCCCCCUGAGUACCUGAGCCAUGAAGACCUAUACACUAAUGAGGUGCGCAAAGUGACACACCUGGUGAGAAAACUAGAGGAGCAUAACAUCUCUCCAAGGGAGGCCAACACUACUCAGAUCUCCAGCAUGCUGAAGGACGGUAAUCCUUUCGGCGUGCACCUGUCCAUGUUCUCCAAUGCACUGACAAGCCUGGCCAGCCCUGAGCAGCAGCAGCAAUGGCUCCACCUUGCUGAGAAGAACAGGAUAAUUGGCACUUAUGCACAGACUGAGAUGGGUCAUGGGACUUUCUUGAGAGGACUGGAGACCACAGCUACCUAUGACCCAGACACCAAGGAAUUUGUGCUCCACUCCCCAACCAUCACAUCUACCAAGUGGUGGCCUGGAGGAUUGGGCAAGACAAGCAACACGGCAAUUGUGAUGGCACAGUUGUACACGCAGGGCAAGUGUCACGGGCCACACCCCUUCUUUGUGCAGCUAAGGGACUACGACACACACCGUUCUCUGCCUGGCAUUAUUCUGGGCGAGAUUGGUCCUCGGCUGGGCAUCAACAGUCAGGACAACGGCUACCUCAGGUUUGACCACUGCCGCAUCCCUCGCACCAACCUGCUCAUGAGGCAUUCACAAGUUCUGGAGGAUGGUUCGUACAUCAAGCCAAUUCACAACAAGCUGUCCUAUGGCACGAUGGUGUGGACGCGAGUGGCCAUUGCUUACGGCUGCAGCAAGAAACUAGCAUGUGCUGUAACCAUAGCAACACGUUACUCAGCUGUGCGUCACCAGUCAGAGCUUGUGCCAGGGAAGCCAGAGCCACAGAUCCUGGAGUACCAGACACAGCAGUACAAGUUGCUGCCUCACCUCGCCUCAGUGUUUGCCAUCCUCUUCUCAGCCAGCAGUGUGAUUAGGAUGCAGCGCCAGGUGGCCGCUGACAUCAGCAAGGGCAAUGUGGAGUUUUUGCCUGAGCUUCACAUCCUGUCCUGUGCGAUAAAGGCUCUAAGUGCUCAGGACAGCACACAGGGCAUAGAGACGUGCCGCCUUGCCUGUGGUGGACAUGGAUACAUUGCCUCCUCCAGGUUACCGUCCCUUUACACCAGCACCACCUGCACCAUCACCUAUGAGGGAGAGAACACUGUCUUGUUGCUCCAGGUGGCCAGGUAUCUCAUGAAGUCAUAUCGAGCUGGCUUAGAAGGCUCACCAGUGUUGCCGUCAGUCCAAUACCUCACUGCUUCACCAGUCAUGCACCACUCACCACCACUCUCCAAUCAAGCUUUGAUAGAGGCCUUCAAGAUAUCAUCUGCCAAUCUGGUGAAGGAGACAGAAUCCCGUCUCUACAGACGAUUCAACUCAGGGCAGAAUUUUCACCACGCAUGGAACUGCUGCUCAGUGGCACUAGUCCGCUGUGCUGAGUUACACUCCAGGUAUUAUAUGUGUGAGAAGUUCCUGAGCACAGUGGAGAGCAUCAUUGCCAGUGCCGGGGUGAAGAGUGUCCUGCAGAACCUGUGUCGCCUGUACCUCAUCCACCACAUUAUUCUGAACCAGGGACACUUCCUCAGGAGUGGGACCCUCAGUGCAGCAAAUCUCUCAGCGCUAGAGGAGGAAAUGUGUGAGUUGCUGACAAGGCUGCGACCACAAGCUGUUCCUCUGGUGGACGCAUUUGACUUCCGGGAUGAGCUGCUAGGCUCCACACUAGGGGCUUGGGACGGCAGAGUAUAUGAGAGGCUGUAUGAGGAGGCCCAGAAAAGCCCCCUCAACAAGACAGAUGUGUCCAAGGCUUACCACAAGUACCUGCGCCCUCUCAUGAAGUCAAACCUGUAGUGUGGCCAUGGGUGCAGGGAAGGAAGUGUGCUCUCCUCUGGGUUUCUGUCACAGUGCAAUUUAUUUUUUCAAGUUCGGUUCGUUAAAAUCCUUUGUAGUGUCAAAAUUUGGAAGUGUAAAUUUAUGUUUUUUGUUAUGAUUUGAAUAUUUCUUAUUUUUUUAUUUAUUUUUAUUUAAUUUAUUUUAUAUAUAUAUAUAUAUAUAUAUAUAUAUAUAUAUAUAUAUAUAUAUAUA
This is a messenger RNA of Portunus trituberculatus (swimming crab), 2568 nucleotides long. RefSeq names its product peroxisomal acyl-coenzyme A oxidase 1-like. Gene Ontology annotation, biological process: fatty acid beta-oxidation using acyl-CoA oxidase; lipid homeostasis. Gene Ontology annotation, molecular function: acyl-CoA oxidase activity; fatty acid binding; FAD binding. Gene Ontology annotation, cellular component: peroxisome. The record is from RefSeq and is a predicted model, not a curated record. The transcript has 15 exons. NCBI's taxonomy places the organism in Eukaryota, Metazoa, Arthropoda, Malacostraca, Decapoda, Portunidae. The coding region runs from base 349 to 2334 and encodes 661 amino acids.